Marmota flaviventris (yellow-bellied marmot) is the source of this 2342-nucleotide messenger RNA. RefSeq names its product CXADR like membrane protein (gene Clmp). Gene Ontology annotation, cellular component: membrane; cytoplasmic microtubule; cell surface. NCBI's taxonomy places the organism in Eukaryota, Metazoa, Chordata, Mammalia, Rodentia, Sciuridae. The record is from RefSeq and is a predicted model, not a curated record.
GGGACACAAGGCGUGGGGAGGGCUGCUGCGCCCGCACAUGGCUGCAGCCCCCAGCGCGCACCCCGAAGCGCCGCGCCCAGCUAUCCAAAGGUCUGUCGGCUGCGCCCAGCCGCCCAGCAACCAGGCAGCCGCUGAGCGGGGAAGUGCCCGCGUCCGAGAAUCGGGAUGUCCCUCCUCCCGCUCCUCUUGCUAGUUUCCUAUUAUGUUGGAACCUUGGGAACUCACACUGAGAUCAAGAGAGUGGCAGAGGAAAAGGUCACUUUGCCCUGCCACCAUCAACUGGGGCUUCCAGAAAAAGACACGCUAGAUAUCGAAUGGCUGCUCACUGAUAAUGAAGGAAACCAAAAAGUGGUGAUCACUUACUCCAGUCGUCAUGUCUACAAUAACUUAACUGAGGAACAGAAGGGCCGAGUGGCAUUUGCUUCCAAUUUCCUGGCAGGAGAUGCCUCCCUGCAGAUCGAGCCUCUAAAACCCAGUGAUGAGGGCAGGUAUACCUGCAAGGUGAAGAAUUCAGGGCGUUAUGUGUGGAGCCACGUCAUCUUAAAAGUCUUAGUGAGACCAUCCAAGCCCAAGUGUGAGUUGGAAGGAGACCUGACAGAAGGAAGUGAUCUGACUCUGCAAUGUGAGUCAUCCUCUGGCACAAAGCCCAUUGUGUAUUACUGGCAGCGAAUCCCGGAGAAAGAGGGAGAGGAUGAACAUUUGCCUCCCAAAUCCAGGAUUGACUACAACAACCCUGGCAGAGUUCUGUUGCAGAAUCUCACCAUGUCUUCUUCUGGGCUCUACCAGUGCACAGCAGGCAAUGAGGCUGGGAAGGAAAGCUGUGUGGUGCGAGUGACUGUACAGUAUGUACAAAGCAUCGGCAUGGUUGCAGGAGCAGUGACAGGUAUUGUGGCUGGAGCCCUGCUGAUUUUCCUCUUGGUGUGGCUGUUAAUCCGAAGGAAAGACAAAGAGAGAUAUGAGGAAGAAGAGAGACCAAAUGAAAUUCGAGAAGAUGCUGAAGCCCCCAAAGCCCGGCUUGUGAAACCUAGCUCCUCUUCCUCAGGUUCUCGGAGCUCACGCUCCGGUUCUUCUUCCACUCGCUCCACAGCAAAUAGUGCCUCACGCAGCCAGCGGACACUGUCAACUGAAGCAGCACCCCAGCCUGGGCUGGCCACCCAGGCAUACAGCCUAGUGGGGCCAGAAGUGAGAGGCUCUGAACCAAAGAAAGUUCAUCAUGCCACCCUGACCAAAGCAGAAAACACACCCAGCAUGAUCCCCAGCCAGAGCAGAGCCUUCCAAACUGUCUGAAUUACAGUGGACUUGACUCCCAUGCUUUCCUAGGAGUCAGGAUCUUAGGACUCUUCUAGUCAUUGGAGUUCAGUCACCAGCCACACAACCCACUCAAAUUAGAUAAGAGGUCAUUUAAGUACCAGUGAACAUCACAUGGAACAGAUUCAGAUGAGCACUUUACUUAUACACUAUCAAAUGAGCAAAAGAAUGUAAGCUGAUCAUCUCCAAAAAGGCACCUAUUGACCUUUAGACCAGAGUUGGGGGGCAGAGGGAAAUAGGAAUACAAAUCUGUCUAUUGACCAGGACCUGUGGUGAGGAGGUUGGGGAAAAGUGAAGUGAAUGCUCCUAAAACUACUCACCAGGGAUGGUUUGUAUCAAUACUUCAAUUUACUAUUGUCAAGAAGAAAUGAGGUGUUUUUCAUAAAUUUUCUAUGCAUUUCUGCAAACCUACUGGAUUAUUGUGAUUAUUCAGAUAAUCUAACAGAACCCACAGCCUUAUAUUAAACCGAUCUGUACCAUGUAUGGGACUAACCAUUCCCAAGAAACUCCAAAAAAAGGAAACAUGUCUCUUCUGUUCAACUUACUUUCAUAUGUCAUAAGUUUGGAUAUUAAUUUCAGAAGGAGUUGAAAUAGUGGUAGUGAGAGAUGGAGAAGAGUGAUUGUGUUUCUCCUACUCUUAUCUAUUGCUAUUAAUUUUCUUCACACUGAACCCCAAACUAAGAACUAAAAAAGGAGUUCAAAAUGUGUGACAAGGGCCUAUGGAAAGCUUACCAUAUUGAGGUUCAGAGGAUUGCUGACAAAUAUCAGAAAUAUAUACUGGAGCAAUUCUGAGUUUUUCCCUCAAAUCAGAUGCCUCUAAGGACUACCCUGCUGGAUAUCUCCAGAAGACGCAAAUAUUCAUUACAGGUUAUUUAACAAUGUCCUUAGCAAGAAGUUCUCUAGAGAAAAUGAUUCAGAGAUGUUGAAUCUGACAUACUAUUAUAGUUUCUUUGGAGAAUAUGUGAAACCAGAAUUUCAAGACUGAUUGGUCUACAAAGAGAGAUUAGAUCAGUUUUCUCUUAAUAUGCCAGGAA